This is a messenger RNA of Amoebophrya sp. A120, 1089 nucleotides long. The record is from the annotation of a GenBank genome assembly. Lineage: Eukaryota; Dinophyceae; Syndiniales; Amoebophryaceae.
GAAGUUGUGCAUUAGGUUUUCACAAGUGCAACUCUUUACUGGGCUCCUCUACCUCCUCGAGAAGAAGUUUUACGUACAUUUUCAGUUGAUCCCUUUUCUUUGUCCAGCUGAUAUUCAAACAAUUGACUUGCCGGCUCCAUCGUUUCCGAAUUCUGAUUCAUCUGCUCGUCGAUCUGGAGCUGUAGAGGACUAUAACCACCUUGUGCUAUCGAUUCCAUCACCACGGCGACCUUCUUGACGACGGAAAGAAUCUCCCCGACAAGAACUUUUUCGUCCCACGACCAUGGCGGUUGUACAACCACGAGGACUGAGAGGAGUGACUUCUAUCAAGCUGUCACCCCAAGCAAGAGCAAGAAGAUGGGGGGCGUCGACCAGAAAAUGUCGAGCGAGGAAAAGGUCCAGAAGCUGUGCGGCACUUCUCCUGACCCGACGGCCAAGAAGAUUUCGCUGGAAAACGCGACCAAGCAAUUCGUCGACGGCUUUCUGGCCAAUACGCUGAAAACCCACCCCUACGCGUGCUGCGAGGAUGCAAAAACCGAGCGAAUCAUCGCUGUCACGAAAAAGUGGCAGAAACUCUACCUGUGCAAGGAGGACCCUAGGGGGAAGAAGGUGAAAGAGGUCACCCAGCGCAACAAGUACCACAACAGUGUCUUCAAAGAGAACGGGCUCUCCUCCUUUCUGAAGAACCCGACCAGCAAGCACGAAUGGGUCGGCGAAGAGGUGUGGUGCGAGGACACCGACGAGCUGCUGUUCUUUUUCAAGCGCCCGAAGAUAAGCACGAGCAACGGGGCGCUGCAAUGGGACAUGAACUCGGUGAACGAGGCCACGCGCUGCCUCUUUGUUGGGCAAAACGUCUUACCGGCCGCCGCCUUUCGGGAGGCGCACAGCAGAACCUAUCACAUUCCGGGGGAGGGUAAGACCUGCAGUACCAUGUUGUCGGUGCUGCUGGCCGAGAAUCGCGACGGCUCGAACCCCUUGGUGUAUCUGACGGAGCCCAUGGUCGAAACGAUCAUGGCCGAUCACGAGGCGGACUGGUUUUUUGACACGAGCUUGCCAGCCACGACUUACUCUCAGGGACUCGUCAAUUAG